AGGGCCCUCUCGAGGCUGAUGCUCGCGGUGCAGCACUGAUGCCUCUUGCGCUUGGACGCUCUGUGAAUCGUGCAUCGCAGAGUUACCCAAGCGGAAGAUUGGCACCGCGUUGCGUUCGCAAGCUUCAAAUCCGUAGUUUGGUAGGUUUCCAUUUGUGGGUUCAUGUAGAAGCUGGCAUUAGGGUGAGGAAUGAGACAGUGAAGGAAAAGAGUGCGUGGAGGAUCGUGAGUGAAGCACUCAACAGAUCGUUACUGCGUGUCGCGUGUGGCGGAUAGUAUUCAAAUCCACCUGUGGUGGGUUUGCGAUUGAUUUAUGUGUCUUUUUACUCUUUUUAUUUUCGUGUUUUGUUUCAAUUUUUCUCCAAUUUUCUAGGUGGGAUUUAAAGUUUUUAGAUUUGAUUUCAUGUGGAUUUGGUUGGGUCAGGGGGAGGCUGGUGUGCCGUUUGUUCGUUGAUAGGGCUGGGUAUGGAGAGUGCCGUGUCUGAGGUGGGGAAAUAGGAUUGAUCUGCGUUUCACGAAAUAUCGUCGACCGUUUUUCGGUGAGAUCCAGGGGUUCUGGUGCAUUCUAGGAAAUCGGAUCAUGUGAGAGUUUGAAGCUGUUGUGUUGCAUGGGAGUCGCUCAUUGAAACGAUUUGCGAGGAUUUGGAUCUUUGAUUUAUCUCGAAGUGAGGAGGUUCAGAUCGCGAUCUCAGUCAAUAUUCAGGACCUUUUGGAGGGCAUUUCUUGGCUUGAUCUGGGAUGAUGUCAACGUAGCGGUUUCUAUCUCUGAGGAUUUGAGUAUUGAGGCAUUAAUUCCUAUUUUAAGGAUUAUAUUCAAGUGCGUGUCACCUCUUGGAGUUCUUUUAAUCGUUCUCAAGGAUUGAGAUGAGCAAGAUAGCUGGGGGUUCUUAGGGUUACUCGUUGCCUAGUUAAAAAAUUAGGAAUACCUGGUAGGUAUGGGAAUCUACGUUCGAGUCAGCUCCGUCGUAGGGCGAAAGGAUGGAGUGAAGUUGUUGAGCAUGUGGAUCGCCAUGUUGGUAGCGGCCUUGCCAGUAUUAACGCCGAGUCUGUUCUCAGCAUCUAGCUGGGAAACAUCUUUAUUUUCAGAAUGGGAGCCUCCAACAGCCAGGCAUGGUGCUCUUUUGGACUCUCUUCAGAAAACAAGACUUCAUGAAACAGAACCUGAAGGUUUAUGGGAUCCGCCAGAUAGUGGAGGGUGGAAGCCCUGUACUCGUCGAAGGGAUGAAUCAUCUCUGCCAGCUUUUACAAACGGAUAUUUGCAAGUAUUUUUGGAAGGCGGCCUGAAUCAACAGCGGAUGGGGAUUUGUGAUGCGGUUGCUGUUGCAAAAAUUCUGAAUGCAACUCUUGUUCUUCCUCAUUUCGAUGUUAAUCCAGUUUGGAAAGACUCCAGCUCCUUCGCAGACAUAUUCAAUGUGGACCACUUCUUGAAUACUUUAGGGUUUGAGGUCAAUAUUGUAACUAAACUGCCUCCCGAAUUUGAAUGGAGCACACGAGAAUAUUAUGCUACGGGCUAUCGUGCUACCCGUGUGAAAAAUGCUCCUGUGCAAGCCUCUCCCGAGUGGUACAUCACAAAUGUAUUGCCCCUUUUGCGCAGCUCUGGAGUAGUUGCAAUUGCCCCAUUUUCACACAGGCUUGCAUUUAAUGAUCUUCCAGACGAGAUUCAGCGUUUACGUUGCAAGGUGAACUUUGAAGCUCUCCGAUUCGUACCGAGCAUUGAUAACAUAGGAAACAUUCUAGUCGAGAGACUGCGAAAAUCUCACGCAUGGACCGUGGAGGGUGAUGACGUUGGGAGCUCUAAAUAUCUGGCUCUACAUCUCCGCUUUGACAAGGACAUGGCCGCUCACUCAGCAUGCGACUUUGGAGGAGGCAAGGCAGAACGAUUAGCUCUUGCAAAGUAUCGCGGUGUUGUUUGGCAAGGGCGUGUUAGUAAUGCCCAGCUUUCGGACAAGGAGUUGCGUGACAAGGGCAAAUGCCCGAUGUCACCUGAGGAGGUUGGUAUAAUGCUGGUAGCGUUAGGCUUCAGCCCAAAGACACAUGUCUACCUGGCUUCAUACACUGUUUACGGGGGCUCUGCAAGGAUGGAUUUUCUACACAAUUUGUUUCCCAACAUGGUCACUAAAUAUACACUCGCCACAGCCGAGGAGCUUGCACCAUUUGCUGGAAAAGCUUCACAACUGGCAGCUAUUGACUACCUCGUUUCUCUUCACAGUGAUAUCUUUCUUUCUGCGUCUCGUGGCAAUAUGCACAAUAGUUUGGCUGCUCAUCGCACGUACUUGAACGUGAGAAAGACAAUAAAACCAGACAUGAACCUGAUGGCUCGGCUUUUUGCGCACAAAAACUUGACUUGGCCAGAAUUCAGAAGAAGUGUGGUUGAAGGCCACAAAAAUAGGAUGGGUCAAGUUGCCCUGCGACAACCUACCCAGUCCAUCUACACCUACCCAGCACCAGACUGUAUGUGUACGAGUAGACGCUCCAUUGCAGAGCAUUCAAAUCUGGACAUGGAUCUGCAGGAAGCCAGAUAGUAGUAACUGCGACAUAGAACAAGCACCAAUGACUUCACAAAUCCCUUGAAGAGCGUCUCCAAAUUGGAAACGCGUGAGGGUCAUGCCUCUGUAUGGUAGACGCACCGUUUACCCAAUGCUAAUUAGGUGAUGAACAUUCCUUUUUUUACAUUUAAACGGUAAUCAUGUAGAUGUGGGUAGUUAGUGCGGCUACCAUACUGAAGACAGCUGAGAUAAUAGCAAAACAUGGAAGCCGGGGGAAUAUAUUUGAAUCCUCUCAAAAAGUGUUUGCUUCACAGAAUCAAGGUUUCUGAGAUAGCUUGAGCAUCGGUUAAGGAGUGUAAAAUAGAUAGAAGAGUAUUGUCAAUUCAAUUUCACUUCAAAAAUAGUGCCAAGUGGUCUGCGUUUUGCACUCCCUUGUGCAUCUCUUUUCAUCUUU
This is a messenger RNA of Physcomitrium patens, 2939 nucleotides long. RefSeq names its product O-fucosyltransferase 31. Lineage: Eukaryota; Viridiplantae; Streptophyta; Bryopsida; Funariales; Funariaceae. The record is from RefSeq and is a predicted model, not a curated record.